Haemonchus placei is the source of this 399-nucleotide messenger RNA. The record is from the annotation of a GenBank genome assembly. NCBI's taxonomy places the organism in Eukaryota, Metazoa, Nematoda, Chromadorea, Rhabditida, Trichostrongylidae.
AUGUGUUCCGGCAAGAGAGUGUGGAAGCCACAGGGAACAGCGGUGAUCGAAAUCGACAUUUCAUCACUGGAGCAGGAAAUCAUCGACGAGCUUUUCCGUAGCGUAACCUACAUAAAAAUGUGCAUCAUCCUUCGACAAUCACAAAUUCAGUACCUACGUAUGCCAAAUUUGAUUCAAUUGUACUCAUGCGAGCCAGGUCGACCAGCAUUCACCAUAGAAGGAAAUAUGCAACUUGAAGUAAUCGAAGUGUCACCAAUGUUUGAAUGGCAGAUCAGUUAUGAGCCCUUCACGAUUAUAUACAAUCCAGCGUUACGACAAUAUCCUCCGUUGCAACAAUGCAAGUACUGCGUGUAUGAGCACAAUACAAGUAAGUCUUUUUUCGGAAAUGAAUGUUGUUGA